Penicillium cataractarum is the source of this 258-nucleotide messenger RNA. RefSeq names its product Methylenetetrahydrofolate reductase 1. Gene Ontology annotation, molecular function: methylenetetrahydrofolate reductase [NAD(P)H] activity; FAD binding. Bases 1 to 258 code for a protein of 85 amino acids. The transcript is spliced from 2 exons. Lineage: Eukaryota; Fungi; Ascomycota; Eurotiomycetes; Eurotiales; Aspergillaceae. The record is from RefSeq and is a predicted model, not a curated record. Gene Ontology annotation, cellular component: cytosol. Gene Ontology annotation, biological process: tetrahydrofolate interconversion.
AUGAUCGAGAACGGCUACGCUAGUCUCAAGAUUGUGAACACGGAACACGGGGCUCUGACGCGAUACGACGCAUAUAGAGAGGAGCUGGCGAGCAAGGAGGCUGCCGGGGAGGUGAGCAUCUCGUUCGAGUUCUUUCCUCCCAAGACCGAUCAGGGUGUGCAGAAUCUCUAUGACAGAAUGGGCCGCAUGCACGUCUUGGGUCCGUUAAUCAUCAAUAUUACAUGGAGUCCGGACAGCCAUCACUCUGACCUGACCUGA